AUGUCGAUCAAGCAAGGCAAUAGGACAUUCGCGGACUACCUCUCUGACUUCGAGACUUACUCUCGUCGUACCGGCUGGUCAGAUAAUGACCUCUACGAUCGUCUCAAGUCCGGGAUGAACUCGGAUUACCUCAAUAGGCUGUCCUACUUUGCCCCCCUGGCCACAGACUACAAUCUGGUAAAAGUCUCGCAGCCUCGGUCAUCCACAACACGCUCUUCUGGCUUCCGCGACCCGAAUGCUAUGGAUAUCGACGCUAUGGAGAUCUCCGCCUCACGCUUCGACGAUCUCUUCCAGGGUCUCAAGGACCCCGUGGAAAUCAAAAAACAGUACAACAAGCUCAUGGUCGGUCGUUGUCGCGUAUGCGGUUCCAAAGGUCACAAGGCAGAUGGCACACAUGAAGAUACCAAAUGCCAACAUUGCGGUAAACCCGGUCACUGGAAAAAGCUCUGCCUGUCAAGACUGAACGGACAACCACCGAAGUCGCAAUCAGUCCGAGCUUCAUCGUCGACAAGUCCCUCGACAUCUGCAUCCAUCUCCGCGUUGCAAGACUCAGCUGCCGAUGUAGCUAGUCUCAAGGACAUGAUGUUUCUGAUGCAAAAACAACAAGCCGAGCUAAUGGCAAAGCUUAGCCAGGGUUUUUAG
Phanerochaete carnosa HHB-10118-sp is the source of this 642-nucleotide messenger RNA. RefSeq lists its product as uncharacterized. The record is from RefSeq and is a predicted model, not a curated record. Lineage: Eukaryota; Fungi; Basidiomycota; Agaricomycetes; Polyporales; Phanerochaetaceae. The coding region runs from base 1 to 642 and encodes 213 amino acids. The transcript is spliced from 2 exons. Gene Ontology annotation, molecular function: zinc ion binding; nucleic acid binding.